Molecule: messenger RNA, 2156 nt
Organism: Danio aesculapii
Lineage: Eukaryota; Metazoa; Chordata; Actinopteri; Cypriniformes; Danionidae
Gene: pla2g4c
Product: cytosolic phospholipase A2 gamma
Exons: 14
Coding region: 67-1764 (565 amino acids)
Biological process (GO): glycerophospholipid catabolic process
Cellular component (GO): cytosol; nucleoplasm; nuclear envelope
Molecular function (GO): calcium-dependent phospholipid binding; calcium ion binding
Source: RefSeq, a predicted model, not a curated record
GUUUUAUUUUUGCAGACGACAGCAACCACUGCCAGCUUAGGCUUAUUUUAACAAACCUUUUCAAUUAUGUCUGAAGAAAUUCCAAGCGAAGGUGUUAAAGUGAGAAUCAGUCAUUCACUGAAUGAGGCUGAGAUUAACCAUGUGACCAACAGGAGACAAUCAACUCUGGAGUGUCUUACAAGACAUGGCAUACAAUGUAGUCUGGACCAGGUGCCCAACAUCGCACUGCUGGGUUCAGGAGGAAGUGAAAGAGCAAUGGUGAGUUUGCUGGAAUCACUGUACGCUCUGGCUCAAACUGAUCUGAUGGACUGCAUGAUGUAUCUUGCUGGAAUCUCAGGAUCGACCUGGUGUAUGGCAUCGUUAUACAAAGAACCUAAUUGGUCCAAGAAGCUGGAAGUAGUGAAGGAUGACAUCAUACAGAAACUUGUUGGCCCUGAUGUCAGUUUGAUGGACAAAUAUGUGGCCCUUAAAGAAUACUACAGAGAGAAGGAUAACUUCAGUCUGACUGAAGUCUGGGCUGUGCUGUUUAUAAGCAAGAUGGUCAAAGAGAUAGACGAGAGUACUUUUACCAGUCGACAUAGGAGCCAACACAGCAAAGAUCCUUAUCCAAUCUACACUGUAAUUGAUUUGCAGAGCAAAGAUGAUAAACUAGAUGCAGAUACGUUUCUUGAGAUCACACCACAUGAGACCGGCGUCUCCAUCACUGGGGCUUUUGUGGAUUCCUCCAGUUUUGGGAGUCAGUUUAAGCAAGGGGUUAAAAUAAAAGAGCAGCCCGAGAUGGACAUGCUGUUCCUGCAAGGUCUGUGUGGUAGUAGUCUUGCUGACCCUGUAAAAAUAUUGGAGGAACUGAUAUAUAUAAUUAAACACUUAUUUGGGUCAGAGUCUGAGAUGAUGGCGGACCUCUCGUCUUCAGAAACAAAACAAACAGACAUUCAGUCCUUCAGUGCUCGACACCUGGACAGGGCUGGAAAACUGCUCUUGACUCUUGUCCAAGUGAAUCUUCUGGUUUUAAAAAAUGAAGAUCCUUCGUCUCAGGUUAAAACCCUGAAUGACUUACUGAGAGGAAAGCUGGAUGAAGACAAAUACAAGAAAUUACUCACCAAGUCAAAAGAAAUGAAUAAGAAGACUGUUAAGGAAUAUACCGUAUACGUAUGCAACCUGCAGUCCUACUGGGAUCCGACAUGCAAUGGGAUCUGGAGUGUCAUUGUUAAAUGCACUGAGUUAGUUGCUUGCUGGGUCUGGGGAACAACAUACAACUUUCUGCACAAAAUGACAGAGAAGGAGGUUUCUAGAAUCUGUAAACAUGAACUGAGGCAUUAUGCUGAUGGCGGGAUCGUCAUCAACUCACCUUUUUUACCAGUGCUGAGGAAGGAGAGGCACAUUGACCUCAUAAUCUCCCACGAUUUCAACGAGGACGACCCAUUUGAGUCUCUCACAAAAACGGCUGAAAUUUGCAAAAAGCUACACAUUGAUUUCCCUGAAGUCCCUGAGGAAAUAAAAAAGGAAAAAGAUUUUCCAAGGGACUUUUAUGUGCUUGAAGGCUGCAAUGCACCGACUGUAAUACACAUUCCUCUUUUCAACAGAGCCAACUGUGGUAGUAAAGCUGAAAUGGAAAGGCUGAAGAGAAAAUAUAGCACCAUCCAAGGGCCCUACUCCAUUGAAAAGAUUGAUGAACUGUUGGAGAAAGCUGGACUGAACAUCACAAAUAACAAAGAGAAUCUUCUGACGGUUAUUCUGAACGUCAUCAAACACAAGAAGUUGUAGAUUUGUUUGCAUUAGUCGAUUCUCAGGUGUCACCAACAUCAUGGUGGAAAUGUUUCUUGUCCAUUAGAUGGCGGCAAAGAACAAGUUGUAAGAAUGAGAGCGAUAAAGAUUUAAAAACUUGAAGACAAAACAUUUUGUGAAUCAAAAAUUAUAUGGGAAAACGAAUCUUGCUGGUUGUUUUCUGGUCACAUGCUGGUUACUAAGCUGGUCAAAACAGCCUAACUUAGUGUCAAAGCCUACCUAACCAACAUAUGCGGUUUUUAAGCACGGUUGUUUCAUGUAUCUCCAAUUGUCCUGUGUGUCUUUUAAUUAUUAUAUAGUUUUUAUUAAACACUGCCUCGCUGAUAGAUCAUGCCUCAUCAUUUUCUUGCUGCAAUCACUUGUGAUAAAAA